Messenger RNA from Nannizzia gypsea CBS 118893, 1632 nucleotides. Its product is annotated as sterol O-acyltransferase 2. The transcript has 6 exons. The coding region runs from base 1 to 1632 and encodes 543 amino acids. NCBI's taxonomy places the organism in Eukaryota, Fungi, Ascomycota, Eurotiomycetes, Onygenales, Arthrodermataceae. Gene Ontology annotation, molecular function: ergosterol O-acyltransferase activity. Gene Ontology annotation, biological process: ergosterol metabolic process. Gene Ontology annotation, cellular component: endoplasmic reticulum membrane. The record is from RefSeq and is a predicted model, not a curated record.
AUGGCACCAACUCCCAAUGAUCCGGAAGAAUCGGGCGUUCUUCGGCCUCGAGCUCUGCGCGGCGCAAUUGACUACCAUAUGGACCGACCACAUUUGGCGCUGGAUAGGACGCCGUCGGGCCUGUCAAGUGGCCGCUCAACUCCUGUGGCAGAAGAUGCACCUCCUUCUGUUCGCUCAAUAUCGCAUGUUCGGAAACAAGUGCGCGCUCAGGCGAAGCAGCGCAUGUUCUACAACAUCGACUAUCAACCACGACUAUCACAUUUUGAUCCCAAUAGUGACCACCGUGACUUUCAUGGCUUUUUUGUUCUAUUUUGGAUUAGCUUGGUGAUUAUGGUGAUUACCACCGUACUGAGAAACAUCAAAGAUACUGGAUACCCACUAAGAGUCCAUGUUUGGUCUCUCCUCUCGGCAAACGUGAUCGAACUUGCGUUUGUCGACCUGGCUAUGGUGGUUAGUACUGCAGUGACAGUGCCACUCCACAAAGUAAUCAGAAGCAGUAAGGGCUUCCUUAGGUGGGGAGUGGGAGGGAUGAUCGUGCAGAGCAUAUAUCAGUUUGCGUGGCUCUCAUUCUGGGUCAUACUACCGUUUAAGCUUAAUUGGACAUGGACAUCUCAAGUUUUCUUAACCCUUCAUAGCCUGGCCAUUUUGAUGAAGAUGCAUUCAUAUGCAUUUUACAACGGACAUCUCAGCGAAACUGAGCGCCGAUUAUCAGCCCUGGAUAAGCCACAGGCCAAAGCCUACCCUGCUGCAAUCCAUUACCCGAGAUCCUCUUUUGUAGUGGAUGCCGCAAACCCAGCAAAUGGCGAUGCAGAUUCGCAUGAUUCUGAUACUGACACCAAACAAGACGUUGGAAAACUGAGGGCAGACCUAGCUAUGGAACUUACCUCCCCCCUUGGUCGCGUUACUUACCCUCAGAACCUCACUUGGAGGAACUAUAUUGAGUUCAUAUUUUUUCCAACCCUUUGUUAUGAAUUGGAGUACCCACGAACUAAGGAUACCCGCUGGAUCGAAGUGCUUAUCAAAGCUGCAGCAGUCUUUGGCUGUAUUUUUCUCUUAACGCUAACUAGUGAGGAAUUCAUUGUGCCUGUUCUGAGCGAUUCCGCAUCCAGACUUCGUGCAAUUCAAUCGUCACACUUCGAAAGGGCUUUGAUCCUGGCCGAAACAAUUAGCAUGCUCCUAUUCCCGUUCAUGGUGACGUUCUUACUGGUCUUCCUUGUGAUAUUUGAGUAUGUACUGGGGGCCUUUGCCGAAAUCACGCGGUUUGCAGACAGACGGUUUUACUCUGAUUGGUGGAACUCUUGUGACUGGUUGGAAUUUUCGAGGAAAUGGAAUCUCCCGGUCCACCAUUUUCUUCGGCGCCAUGUCUAUUUUUCCUCCCUUACACGCUUCUCGGCCCCAGGCGCAAUGGCCAUUACAUUUCUCGUUAGCUCGAUUGCGCAUGAGUUGGUAUUGGUGUGUAUCACUAAAAAGUGGCGAGGAUAUGGCUUCGUUGCAAUGAUGCUGCAAUUGCCUAUUGUGGCAGCUCAGAGAUCAAAAUUCGUCAAGGGACGAAAAACUUUUAACAACAUUUGCUUCUGGACAUCUAUGAUCAUUGGAUUAUCCUUGAUUUGCUCACUCUAUGUUCUUAUAUAA